Messenger RNA from Botrytis porri, 912 nucleotides. RefSeq lists its product as uncharacterized. NCBI's taxonomy places the organism in Eukaryota, Fungi, Ascomycota, Leotiomycetes, Helotiales, Sclerotiniaceae. The coding region runs from base 1 to 912 and encodes 303 amino acids. The record is from RefSeq and is a predicted model, not a curated record. Gene Ontology annotation, molecular function: structural constituent of cell wall. The transcript has 2 exons. Gene Ontology annotation, cellular component: fungal-type cell wall. Gene Ontology annotation, biological process: fungal-type cell wall organization.
AUGCAUCAACCAACACUCCUCACUCUCGCAGUUCUCCUUCUCCCCCUCUCCACGCUCGUCCUCAGUCUCGAUACAGACUCUCCAACCGGCAGUAAAAGUGGCAAUGGUAGCGGCAGUGAAACCUCCAGCGGAACCUCCAAUGGAAAUCUCAAUCCCAACGGCAACGCGAACCAAAACCAAAACCAGAAUUACAACACCAACGAAAACGAGAAUUACAAUUCCAACACCAAUAUCAACAAUAAUUACAACAUCAAUUAUAACGACAACGAUAACUACAAUAUUGAUGUGAAUGACGAUGACGAAGAUGAUAAAAAACAUGGGAUAGUUUACACGACGGAAAUUGUCACGGCGCUAACGACUUAUUGUCCUGAGGCGACGAAGUUUGAGCAGAAUGGGAUUAUGUAUACAGUUACUGAUGCUUCGACACUUACUAUAACAGAUUGUCCCUGCACACAAACCCGCGCUCUCCCCGGAAUAGCCCUCACACCUGCCAUCCUCCCCCAAUCACCCCUCGCAACCAUUUCCCUUACAACCGCCUCUCUCGCCGCCCUCACAACCCCCUCUUCUCCCCCCGCAGCAGGCAUUCUCCCACUCCAUCCCCUCUCCUCCCUCCCCGCAUCCAUUCUCCCUCAAUCUCUCCCCCCAGUCGGAAGUGCCAGUAUCCUCGCUGCAUCUGCCCUCCCCUCUGUGAUUCCCGCUGCGACUAAUCCAGCUACAAUCGAUGAAUCAUCGAGACCUUUGAAUAAUGCGGUAGAAUCAGCGUUUGGAGCGACGCCCAGUGAAAUUGGGGAUGAAACGGGGGAUGAGAGUGGACCGGUACAGUUUUUGGGGGCGGCGGGGAGGAGUGCGAGGGAAGUGGGGAUUGGUGGGUUGAUUGGGGGGUUGGGGGUGGUGGGAUUGUUGGUUUUGUAG